Molecule: messenger RNA, 2296 nt
Organism: Atta colombica
Lineage: Eukaryota; Metazoa; Arthropoda; Insecta; Hymenoptera; Formicidae
Product: Krueppel-like factor 5
Exons: 4
Coding region: 464-2131 (555 amino acids)
Biological process (GO): regulation of transcription by RNA polymerase II
Molecular function (GO): RNA polymerase II cis-regulatory region sequence-specific DNA binding; DNA-binding transcription factor activity, RNA polymerase II-specific
Source: RefSeq, a predicted model, not a curated record
GUCAACACGAUUCCGAUGUACGUGACUUGUCGUGAUCACCGAGUAUCAUCGAAGUGACAUUACGUGAAAGUCAGCCGAGAUAGUGAUGUUCCGUUUUUUAUCACGGUCCAUCCGGAGAAAGGACGGAUUCAGAAUCUAAAAAGGAAGAAUCCGAUCGAGAGAAAAUUGGUUCGUCGACAUUACCCCGAGAGCCAGUGGAAAUUCUUAACCAUAGAUUGGAUAAUACUUGAAAAAUUAACCCUCGGAGAACAACGUCCUCAACGAAGACUCUGCACCAGCUGUGCCUCCGCGGAAGAUGGUUAUAAUACGUUUUCGUCCUCUACCUCGAUCGACCUGAAGAGAAAGACCUGGACGAAAGAUCUAAAUAAAUAGAAUCGAAGAAGGAGGGAUCCGAGGAUCCGCGAAUCGAUCCUCUCAGCCGUCGGCCGGUGAAUAUCACGGCGCGGCAACGGUUGUAGGUUGGAUGGUGCCGCGAGGAUUAAUCCUCGGCAGGACGACGACACGGGAGCCGGAGCCGGAGCCGGAGCCGGAACCGGAGCCGGAACAGCUACGCUUUUACGACUCUCCGCCGCCACGGAUGGACGCGAGCGUGUGCUGUCUGCCCGCCGGUGCCGCGGCCACCACGGGGGUUACGCAGCACCCUCAUCCGGCGUCUCUGCCCGGUUUACCGUCCGCCGUCGGUGUCCAGCCGCCGACGAUCCAGCCGUCCUACGUCGCUCAGUACGCCGCCGAUCAGAUAGUGCCCGAUCGGGCCCAGCCCGACGGACCCCUUGCGACGGUUCUCGGAUGCAACGCGCAGGAUAGCUGGCAGCAGAUCUCGUCAACGGGAUCCACUGGGAUCACCGGGAUCACUGGAGCUGUCACUGCCACUACCACCGCCUACAUCGACUACUCGUGGCUUCAGAUGCAGACGUCGGACCUGGACACUUUGCUGUGCAGGCAGGAUCUCGAUCGUCUGCAAAGAUUGGACGAGGAUGAAUCGGACGCGAGAGAUGUGCGGGAGCCGUCCGUGCACAUGGAGGACUUCUUCGAGGUCGGCGGACCUACGGCGGUGUGCCGACCACCGCAGGCCAGUUUCGUCUCCUCCAGGAGUCAGCCGACGGGCGCCGGUCAGGACGACGAUGUCUUCCUCAGGCCACCGCUCUGGGAGGAUAUCACGUCGAGUAUCCAAAAGUUGGAUCCGGAAAACGCGGAUAUGUUGGGCUCUCAAUCUCACAUAAAAAUGGAGACUGACGAUGUGACACCGCCGCCAGUUCUCUCCCCGGUGGAGAUCAAGACGGAACCGUUACCGCCACCGCCGACUUUGCAUCUCCUUGAGGGACCGGCCACAAAUUCCUCACAGAAUCCCUUUCCAAAUCCCUCUAGUGUUCAGCACGUCGUACACCAUCGGACGACGACGACAACAACGACGACAACGGCGGCGCUUUUCAAGAACUUUCCCAAUAGCAACAACAAUAAUAAUAAUAACAACAACAGCAGGACUGUUAAUAGUAAUAACACGAGCGGAAGUAAUGCCGGUAGCAAUAACGAUAACGGCAAUGGCGCCAACAGCAACAACAACAGCAACAACAAUGGCGGUAGCAAUAGUGAUUCGUCAACGACCAGUCAUCAUCAGCCGAGCGGCAACGCGACAUCGCCGCUCUACGGCUCGAUGACGAGGCUGAUGUAUAUUUCGCCACUGACGCCACCGAUCUCUGAUCCCAGCUCACCCAUCGGCGCCGGUCCACCUAGGCGGACACCGCCACCCCCGUAUCCCCAGCCGGGCCCGAUUCUGAAUCCAGCCCACAGGAUCCAACCGCCGUCGAUGUCGACCAAAUUUAACAGACGAAAUAAUCCGGAGUUGGAGAAACGCCGGGUGCACCACUGCGAUUUCAUAGGUUGUACGAAAGUCUACACAAAGAGUUCGCACCUGAAGGCCCAUCAGCGGAUACACACGGGCGAGAAACCGUAUCAGUGUCAAUGGCCGGAAUGCGAGUGGCGAUUCGCCAGGAGCGACGAAUUGACGCGGCAUUACCGCAAGCACACCGGGGCUAAGCCCUUUAAAUGCGCGGUCUGCGAGCGUUCCUUCGCCAGGAGCGAUCAUCUCGCGCUGCACAUGAAGCGGCACCUCCCGAAGCAGCACACCAAGUGAAGAGAGUACGAGAGUAUGGACAGAGAAAGAGAGAGAUCUUCUCUUUGCUUCCCGUUCGUUCUCGACUACCUGUGUUGGACGCGCGCUGCGUGGUUUUCGCCAUUCAGGCUUCGAGGCGCGGAGCUUUACGAAACUGUUAGUUGGAGAGCAUCGAGAGAGUUUAGA